This is a messenger RNA of Lycium barbarum (goji berry), 1041 nucleotides long. Its product is annotated as putative F-box/LRR-repeat protein At4g00320. Gene Ontology annotation, molecular function: protein binding. The record is from RefSeq and is a predicted model, not a curated record. Lineage: Eukaryota; Viridiplantae; Streptophyta; Magnoliopsida; Solanales; Solanaceae. The coding region runs from base 1 to 1041 and encodes 346 amino acids. The transcript has a single exon.
AUGGCUGAUGUAUUGCCUUAUUGCCUCAUUCAUAAAAUACUUUCUUACCUUACUUUUACAGAAGCAGCCCAGAUGAGUAUUCUCUGUAAAACGUGGCUGGAAGCCUGGUUAACUCUUCCCAACUUGGAAUUCACAGUUAAUCAUCUUAAAGGCAAUUUGAAAAUAGUUGAUAAUAUCAUGAAGAGAUAUAGUGACGGAAAAAUCCCUAUUGAAAAGUUUGAAUUAUCAGACUCUAAUUAUUCUCGGGAAGCUUUCCUUUUGUUUGAUAAGUGGCUUGAUAUUGCACUUCAGAACGGUGUAAAAGAUCUCGUCCUUAGAGUUCCUCCCUAUACGUCAUACCCCUUGCCUAUUUUCACAAUCUUGGCAGCAAAAUCUUUAAGACAAUUGGAUCUGGAUGGUUGUAAUCUUAUGUCUGUUUCGUUAUCUAGUGGUACGACCAACUGCCAUUCGUUGAGAAAACUUUCUCUAUCUUUUUUAAAUUUAGACGAGAACAUGCUUCAGACUCUACUUAAUAGUUGUCCCUUGAUUAUCAGUUUCAUCUUCCAUUAUUGUGAUGGGCUGGAAAAGAUUGAGCUACUAAAUCUUCAAAAGAUCAAGUCAGUUUCUGUCAAGACAUUUGGAAACCAACGUGUUAAAAUUGAAGCACCAACUCUUGAACAUUUGUUUUACUUUGGUGUUGAGGAAGAGUAUCCUAUGUUGGAUAUAAUUGAUGCUCCAAAUUUGGUAUCACUAGAGUAUAUAGGAGAUCAAAUUCCUGAGAUUGUGGAUGCUAAUUUGCAAUGGAGUUGUCAUCCCAGGAGACUCGUCCUUGAGUCAACUAGUAAAACGAUUGCAUGUUUCAUGGACAGUUUAAUGUAUAUGCAGAUUUUGAGUCAUUCUACUUCUCAUGGAAGCAAGCCUUUGCAUAAUCAAUUACAAGAUGUAAAAGCCUAUAUAUUCGAUUGGGAAAACCGGAGAUGGCAUCCUGUGGAACUCGAAAGUGGAAAGAUGGCAAUAAGGACCCCUAGCGAGAGGGAUACAUUUUGUUUUGUAUUAGAUUAG